AUGGGCCAAUUCGGCAUGGAGGCCCACGUGGGCUUCUUCUUGAAGUUCAUGGGCAUUCUGUUCUUCGUCAUGACGUUUGGGCAGAUCGGCCAGAUGGCCUACUGCUGGCUCAUGACAGGCGGGCUUCUUUACGUCGUCCUCAAAUCCGGCCUGGGCUUUGAUAACGACGACACGGUGGCCAUUCUAGCCGCGGUGGCUGGAUUGCGUGCUAUACCUUUCUUGUACAAGCGUCUCCUGACCCUUGUCGCCACCUAUCCGCUGUCCUUGACCUUCAAGUUCGCCUCUAAGAUCCUUCCGAAGUACACAAUUGACGAGGAUCUGUUCUUCUCCUGCGACGGUGCUUCGCCGGAGGUGGCUGAGCGCCGGCGGGCCUCUAUGAAGGAGCUCAGCGAGAAGUGGAAGAAGAAGUACCCCAAGUGCCAGGAGUUCUCCUCUGAGUUGAAGAAGAUGAUCUCGGACCUCCGGUUCACCUCAGCAAGGUGUUUCCCGGCCUUCAACGGCGUGAUGCAGAAGUACCUAGACCCCUCCAUGGCCCUGGAUCGCACCGAGGGUGUGGAUGUGGUCGACCUGGAUCAGAAUAGCUCCAUGGACAUCUCCGGAUCUUAUGGCGUCAACGUCUGUGGUUACGAGAAGUACAAGGACUUCAUUGAGGCCGGAUGGGCCAAUGCCAAGAAGCAGGGCCUUUUCUUGGGAUCCUUGGACAAUGUUGUCCUGGACAACAUUGCGCGCCUGCGCAAGAUCUCCGGUCAGGAUGAGGUGUCGUUCCACAUGUCUGGCACGGAGGCUGUGAUGUGCGCCGUGCGCGUAGCCCGCUUCAACACGAAGAAGCCUUUGGUGGUGACCUUCGGCGGAGCCUACCACGGAUGGUGGGAUGGCAUGCAGCCUGUGGCUGGAAACGAGCGGCUCCCCCAGGAUGUCCUGUGCUUGAAGGACAUGAACAACUUGUCCUUGAAGGUGAUCGAGCUCCGCGGCAGCGAGAUUGCAGCAGUCCUAGUAAACCCUCUUCAGUGCUUCCACCUCAAUCAGUCUCCUCCGGGAGACGCAGUGCUCUCCACCAACAACAGAAAGGUGGGGCCCACGCCAGGAUACAAGGAGUGGCUCCACAAGUUGAAGGAGACAUGCACCCGCGCAGGCGUUUGCCUGAUUUUCGACGAGGUCUAUACUGGCUUCCGCCUCCACCCACGGGGGGCACAAGGGGCCUAUGACGUCAAGGCCGACAUCGUUUGCUACGGGAAGACCUUGGGUGGUGGUCUGCCCAUUGGCGUCGUGUGCGGGCCGAAGGACCUUAUGGCACGAGGUGAUGCCAAGAAGGCAGCGCGUAUUAACUACGUCAUCGGCACCUUUGCCGGCCAUCCGUUCGUGAUGGCGUGCAUGAAUGCCUUCCUCAAAUGGCUUGACGAGCCUGCCACCGUGAAGUCCUAUGAUGAGAUGCACGCGAACAUUGACGCCUUCAUCAAGGCUGCGAACAAGAAGUUCGAGGAGAAGGGGUAUCCAGUUCAGCUGACCAACUGGUUCUCUGUCUGGUCUAUUCUCUACACGAAGCCUGGCCGCUACCACUGGAUUUUCCAGUACUUCCUGAAGGACGCCGGAGUCAAUCUCAGCUGGGUCGGUACGGGCCGUCUACUCUUCUCGCUGGAGUGGAAGAAGGCCUCGGAGAGUCCUCACGUCUCCACACCGGGAGCUGUUGUGUCAGACACCGUGCAGGUGUACUGGGCUAAUCAGAACAACGGCUACAAGCAGGGCGCGAUUGCCACGGGCUUCGCAAACCCCGAGGAGAGCCCUGCUGGCGCUGCCAGGUCUAGCUUCGUGGCAGCGGAGUUAAAAGCGUUGGUCUGUUUGGAGUUCAAGAACAAGUCACACAAGCAAUCAGUUGCCCUCGGCCGAGGGCUCUUUGAAAAUGAGUUCUGGGCUUAG
Molecule: messenger RNA, 1914 nt
Organism: Symbiodinium pilosum
Lineage: Eukaryota; Dinophyceae; Suessiales; Symbiodiniaceae
Source: the annotation of a GenBank genome assembly